GAACACAACCCCGACACUAAAAUAAGCCAACUCCGCGCUUCUUUCUCUCUAUGUUUCUUGCAUCUUCUUCUCCUUCUUUACUCUCUAUCUAUAGAGACAUAUUUGCUUUGCUCUGCUUUUCCUCUCGAACCCAUUUCCAUUUUUUAAUAAUAUUAUUUCACAAAUAUCACACACACUCUCUCUCAAUGAAAUUUCGCUUAUAAAUUUCUCUCUCACUUUCACUGUCUCUGCCACAAUUUUUUUAUUUUUAUUUUUUCCAAAUGGCCUCUCUACAGCUUCUGAAACCCACUUUCACUUCGAUUUCCACUUCCCAUCCUGGAAAAUCCAGCUGGGUUUUCCGGGAAUCGGAUUCCAGGAAAAGGGUCCUGAGGUUUGCUUCUUCUAUUUCUAGGAAUUCAGGAUACUACUACACCAACAGAAGCUUUAGGGUCUGUUGUGAAGGUCGAGAUACCGACAACCAGAGCAAUAAUGGUGAAGAACCUGCUGAAUCGUUAUUUAUGAAGGAACUGAGGAGGAGGGGUAUGACUCCAACUUCGCUGCUUGAAGAAAAAAAAAGGAACAACUAUGGGCCGGAGAAUGAGAUAAACUUGGAGGAAGAGGAUAGAGGAUUUUCAAAUAGAAAUGCAGUCUCAACUGAACUUGAGAAAAGCCUAUCUAAUCAAAGGGAGCGCUCCAUGGCAUUGAACAGUGAAGGCCUUGAGGGGUUAAUUCCUCGGGCUAAACUUCUGUUAACAACUGGAGGAACAUUCUUCUUAGCAUUUUGGCCAUUGAUCCUAAUAACCAUUGCAUUCUUUACAGCUCUCUACCUUUAUUUUGGAUCAACCUUUGUCCAUGAUGGAAGCAGCACACCUAUUUCUCCACCACAAUAUAUUGAUCCAUACGCACUUCUGGAAGAAGAAAGAAUUUCGCAGACUGCCCCUCGUAUAAAUUAAAGGAGACAAUAUUUUCGCAUUCAACAGCUUCUGAAAACACGAAUUAUGUGUUUCUGUGGCUUAAUCACCUAGCUUCUUCUUUUUUUUUUUUUCUUUGCCUGUAUAAAUCCUCACAUUAGUAAAGUAGCUUUCAUGUUAAUUUUAUGUUGGGGAAGUGUCUUGCACGCCAUUAUCUAUAUCUGCAUGCCAAAUUUGUUGUGUUAAAGGCCCUGAAUGGUUUAAAUUCCAAAGAACCUUAUUACUAGUAGUAAAUGGCUUUUUACUGACUUA
Messenger RNA from Quercus robur (English oak), 1202 nucleotides. RefSeq lists its product as uncharacterized. The record is from RefSeq and is a predicted model, not a curated record. Lineage: Eukaryota; Viridiplantae; Streptophyta; Magnoliopsida; Fagales; Fagaceae. The coding region runs from base 261 to 932 and encodes 223 amino acids. The transcript is spliced from 4 exons.